This is a messenger RNA of Sphaerodactylus townsendi, 1652 nucleotides long. It is a transcript of the gene PAIP2, whose product is annotated as poly(A) binding protein interacting protein 2. Lineage: Eukaryota; Metazoa; Chordata; Lepidosauria; Squamata; Sphaerodactylidae. The record is from RefSeq and is a predicted model, not a curated record. Bases 174 to 548 code for a protein of 124 amino acids. Gene Ontology annotation, cellular component: cytoplasm. Gene Ontology annotation, molecular function: mRNA regulatory element binding translation repressor activity. The transcript is spliced from 4 exons. Gene Ontology annotation, biological process: negative regulation of translational initiation.
ACCGGAAGUGAUGUCAUAUCCGUCCCGGGGGUGGUUGUGUUUCCCAAGGAAGGGGGUGGUAGGAGACGAAGGAAGGAGGGAAGUCUGGUAAAGGAGAGUAAGACGCGGCGGUCAGCUGGAAGCCUCCGCAUCCGUCCUGCUUCUGUACGAGGCUUAAGCUCAAAGGCGCAACGAUGAAAGACCCAAGUCGCAGGAGUACUAGUCCAAACAUCAUCAACGAAGACGUGAUCAUGAAUGGUCACUCUCAUGAAGACGAUAACCCAUUUGCUGAGUACAUGUGGAUGGAAAAUGAAGAGGAGUUCAACAGGCAGAUUGAGGAAGAGUUGUGGGAAGAAGAAUUUAUAGAACGUUGCUUCCAGGAGAUGCUGGAAGAGGAGGAAGAACACGAGUGGUUUAUCCCAGCCAGAGAUCUCCCGCAAACGAUGGAUCAAAUCCAGGACCAGCUAACUGAUCUUGUUAUCAGUGAUGGUUCAUCACUGGAAGAUCUGGUGGGCAAGAGUAAUCUCAAUCCGAACGCAAAGGAGUUUGUUCCUGGGGUGAAGUACUAAAUAUAUGAGUAGACUGGGCCCUCUUUUGGUGGAUGUAGCACAAUUUCCACACUGUGAAGCCAGUAUUAGAAGAUUUAAUUGUUAAAACGCUCUCUUCUCUUGUCACUGUGUUACACUUACGCAUUGCCAAAGUUUUGUUAGUCUUGCAUGCUUAAUAAAAGUGCUGAGACUGUUAUUAAGUCAACCGCUGUCAGAGGUUAAAUGAAAUAGAAAAGAAAGGAAACGUUGCAGCUGGAUCCAGGCUUUAUUUUUUUUUCUUUUGCUAAGGAAGGCAGUGAGGUAGGAAGGCACCAGUCAAGUUGAGAAAAGCGCCACGUUUUGGUUUUUUUGAGAAACUCUCGCACAACUUCUGUGCUUUGGAAAGAUUCAAACUUUGAAGGAAAAAAAGCGGUCUGUUUUUAAUGAAAUGAUAAAGAGUUGGUGUUGCGAAGCACCCAACGAUGCCUUAACACGACAAUUGAAAAGCAAGGUUAUCUGAUUAUGCAGAUUAGAUUAAUUGCAGCACUGCCACUAACUCUUCCCCGCUGUCGAGCAAAACAUCACCCUCUUCUUUCAGAGACGAGCGUGAAUAAUGUAUUGUGCCCGAAACUGCUUUUGACAGACCUGUACAGAGUUCUUUCCCUUGGCUACGGAGCCGGCUGGGGAGCAGGGUGGGUGAACUGACAGGAGGAGACGAGAUUGUGUGUACGGCAAGUGAUCAUGUUGGCGCGUCUGACCCGCUCCUGAAUUUACAGUGAAGGUGGCGAAAGGUUGCGCCUCAGUUUCUUCCAGGAAUCCAGAAACAGGGGCGCCACCCACGUAAACAUCAGCGACCUCAAAAGAGUUGGGUUUCCCUGUAAAACAUUUAGCGUUAGUGAUUUGAGUGGUGCUUUUCCCUUGCUUUGUUUAAUCAUCACUACACCAAGAUAGUCGACAGCACAACCUUUUUUUUUUUAAAGAAAAGAAAGAAAAUAUGGCUAGAGCAGUUUUGGCUUCUUAAACGUCAUAUUUGGGCGGCGCGAGCUGCCGUACGUGUUCAGUGUGAAUAGUGUUUAAGUUGAAAAUAUUGUAAAAAAAUUAUAUUUUUUCAAAAAUAUUUAAAAAAAUAAAUAAUAGUAGAAACGA